ACCGUGAAAUAUUACUUUGUCUUGAAAAAAUAAAUGGGUUUAAAGUUUCUUUACGAAGCCUUAAACGGAUAUUGUCACGUAUGAAGUUAUUUAGACGCAUAAAUAAAAGUGAUGAGCUUAGUGUUGAUCUCUAUGUCAUGGAAAAUGUAAUGACAUCCAGCAAACAACUUGGAUACAAGAUGAUGCAUCAGAAACUUCUUCAAGAGGGAUAUGUUGUUACACAAGAAACAGUUCGCCUGAUGAUGCAUAUUUGUGACAAAGAAGGUAUUGAACAGAGAAGGAGAACUCGUCUUCAACGUCGGAUGUACCUGAAUCUUGGACCUAAUUAUUUAUGGCAUAUCGACGGGUAUGAUAAAUUGAAACCGUACGGGCUGUGUAUCAACGGAGCUAUCGAUGGAUUUUCUCGUUUCAUAAUAUGGCUUGAGGUGCACAAAACAAACAGCGAUCCUAAGAUAAUUGCUGGUUAUUUUAUGAAUGCUGUGAAACAUUUGCAAGGCUGUCCAACGCGUGCCAGGUCAGAUUAUGGCACCGAGAAUGUUUACAUUCGACAGAUGGUCAUUUUUCUUAGGGGUCAGAGAGACGAACAGUUAACAAACAGCUGUUUUUUUACAAGGAUCAAGUAACCAUAAUCAAAGAAUUGGGCGUUGGUGUGGUAUACUUCGAAAUGAAAAUGUUCAGUACUGGAUAGAUUUUUUCACAAUGCUGAAAAGUACUGGUGAUUUCAACGGAAGCUUCCUUGAUAAGGCUGUUCUGCAGUUUUGUUUCAUGGACUUAAUUCAGGAAGAACUUAACUCUAUAGUUAAACUGUGGAAUAACCAUCGUAUAAGACCAUCAAGCAAUCCAAACCAGCCAUACGGAAGACCAUUUUUGAUGUAUCAUUGUCCUGGUAUGUUCGGCUGUCAGGAUUACCUUUGUCGUACAUCUGAAGCACAGGUGAACUUGUGUCUUGAGGAAAGUAUUCAAAAGGGAAAUGUUACAUGUGACGAAACGGUGUUUGAACUGUGUACCAUCAUCAUGUCGGACCAUAAUAUGAUGCCUGCCAAAACAGCAGACGAUGCUGCACUGCUUUACCAAUUUCUCCGACGGGAAAUAUUAAAUGAACUUCACCAGGACUAAGCCUAAACGCAAGACCAACCAAUAU
Mercenaria mercenaria is the source of this 1141-nucleotide messenger RNA. RefSeq lists its product as uncharacterized. NCBI's taxonomy places the organism in Eukaryota, Metazoa, Mollusca, Bivalvia, Venerida, Veneridae. The transcript is spliced from 2 exons. The record is from RefSeq and is a predicted model, not a curated record. Bases 700 to 1116 code for a protein of 138 amino acids.